AUGUGGGAACAAGAAAGAAAUGAAACAAGAUUACCCACGCCUGAAGAAAGAAAAUGUGAAGAAAUAUAUAACACUACAACCACCAGAACAGAAGGAGGAAGAUAUAUUGUAAAACUGCCAACAAAAACAGAAAAACUAAAAUGUGUCGAAGGAAACACAAGAGAUAUAGCUCUGAAAAGAUUAUAUCAAUUAGAAAAACGCUUAGAGAAAGAUGAGAAAUUGAAGAAAGAAUACAUAGAAAUAAUGGAAGAAUACAAAACUUUGAAUCAUAUGGAAGAGGUACCAAAGGAAGAAAUGAAAGUUCCUGCUGUGUACCUACCUCACCACGCUGUUAUUAAAUAUGAAAAAGAAACGAGCAAAGUGAGGCCAGUAUUCAACGCAUCGCAAAAGGGAUCUAACAAAGUGUCUUUAAAUGACGAAUUACUUGUAGGCCCUCAACUACAAGAUGACAUGAGGAGCUUAAUUUUGAGAUGGCGUAUGAAAAGAGUAUGUUUUGUGGCUGAUAUACAAAAAAUGUACCGCCAGAUUCUGGUAACCAAAGAAGACAGCAAUCUACAAAGAAUUCUAUGGCGUAGUAACCAAGACGAACCUGUAAAAGAUUAUAGACUAGGAAGAGUCACGUUUGGGACAGCUUCGGCACCAUAUCUAGCCGUCCGCACGCUACAUCAGGUUGCCACAGAUGAAGGCUAUGAACAUACCGAUGCAGCACAAGUUAUAAAACAAGACUUUUACAUGGAUGACUUAAUGUCUGGGAAGGAUAACUUACAAGAAGCCAUCAAAAUUGCAAAGGAUAUAGAUUCCAUAUUGCGAAGAGGAGGAUUUAUUAUACAAAAAUGGUGUUCGAAUAAUGCAGAAUUCCUGAAACAAUUUGAGCUAAGCCAAAGAAGCACUAAAGUAAAUCUAGAAAUACACAUAGAUGGUAGUAUAAGAGCUUUAGGAUUGAAUUGGAAUAUUGGAACGGACAAAUUCCAAUACAACCUGAACUUACCUGCGUUAACUGAUCGCAUAACGAAAAGAACAAUCCUGUCUGAUAUUCAAAGGUUGUUUGAUCCGCUGGGCUGGUUAGCACCAUCAAUUUUACCGGCGAAGCUGCUUAUACAAAAAUUGUGGUUGCAAGGUAUGGCCUGGGAUGAGAAUGUUACUGAAGAAAUAGCUCAGGAAUGGAUGGAUUUAAGAAACAGUUUUCUCAACUUACCAGGUAUAGAAAUAGACAGAUGGCUUCAAACAUCUGAAUCCUUAAUGAAAAAUGUCUCAGUUCAUGGUUUUUGUGAUGCAUCCAAUCGAGCCUAUGGUGCAGUAGCCUACAUGAGAGUAAUCACCGUAGAAGGAAAAGUAACAAUUACAAUCAUAGCAGCUAAAUCAAGAGUGGCAUCAACAAAAGCUAAAUCCUUACCUCGUCUUGAACUGAAUGGUGCUGUCCUGCUUGCUGGUCUUUUAAAGCAAAUAAAAGAAGCCAUGAAAAUACCAACCUCUCAGAUAUAUGCAUGGACAGAUUCCACUAUAGUACUGUCCUGGCUUUUUGGAGAUCCUGCAAGAUGGAACAUUUAUGUAAGAAAUCGAGUAGUUGAGAUUCUAGAAGACAUUGGGAAUCACAAUUGGUAUCACGUACAAUCUCAAGACAACCCUGCUGAUUUAGCCUCAAGAGGUAUGCCCUUGACAAGCCUGAAAGAAAAUAAACUGUGGUGGAAUGGCCCUGAAUGGUUACAUAAUAAAGAGAUCGAAUACAGUAGGCCAAAGAACAUAAAUACAAACCUGGAAAGGAAAGAAGUUAUAGAAGUCAACUCGAAAAUUGAAAAUGAAAGAGCAAGUUUAAUAAGCAAAAUUGAAAAUUGUGAUGAUUUGACAGAGCUACUAGGCAGAGAGAGAGAGAGGCAGCGUUAA
Messenger RNA from Bicyclus anynana (squinting bush brown), 1881 nucleotides. RefSeq lists its product as uncharacterized. Bases 1 to 1881 code for a protein of 626 amino acids. The record is from RefSeq and is a predicted model, not a curated record. Lineage: Eukaryota; Metazoa; Arthropoda; Insecta; Lepidoptera; Nymphalidae. The transcript has a single exon.